AUGUAUAAUAAUUCAAUUCUGUUCAAUUUUAGAGAAAAACAAAUUCGCGUAUUUGUAUUUGGUGAUUAUGAAUUUUUGUAUGCAAUUUAUGGAAUAACUGGUGCAAAUGGUAGACACUCAUGCCUGUUUUGCAACAUCACAAGUCAAGGAAUGUCAAAUCCAAUUAACGAUAACAUUCAAAUGCGAUCACUUAAGACACUGGAUUUAUCUCUAGCAAAAUUUAACAACCAUGGUGCAGAUCCUAAGUUUGCUAAAUUAUGUGACAAUGUUAUUGACCAACGGUUGUUUAAUGUGCCACUUGAUCAGGUGCUUUGUUUUUAUUGAUUACUCCUAUUUUAUUUAUUAGGCAUUAUUCGCAAAUUCACAUGAAUAAUUGUUUAUUCAAUAUAAUACAAUACAAGUUAUUUUUGUGGUAAAUGUAAAUGGUGGUGUAUGCAAUUGUAAAUAAUAUAAACUUUCUUGUACUAUUAGAUAGGAGUUCCUGCUUUACAUAUCUCACUUGGUAUAUACUUAAAGUUUUUCAACAUGUUAGAAGACUCUUGUCACACAAUUGACAUAAAAAUUGCAGGUCUAAUGGCAGUAAACAACCAAACGCUUGACUGUGAGGAGUUUAAUGCAUAUAUAGAGCACCAGCGCCCAAUAAAUCAACUUCAAAUAAGUGUUCAAGAACUUGAAGAUAAAAUACGUGUUAUAACAGAAGCACUUGAAAUGCAAAUACUUUUUAACCCUGAAAAUGAAGAAAAAAUUAAAUUAGUAUUUGAACCUCACUUGAUUCACUUUGGAAAGAAAAAGAAA
Hydra vulgaris (swiftwater hydra) is the source of this 795-nucleotide messenger RNA. RefSeq lists its product as uncharacterized. The record is from RefSeq and is a predicted model, not a curated record. NCBI's taxonomy places the organism in Eukaryota, Metazoa, Cnidaria, Hydrozoa, Anthoathecata, Hydridae. Gene Ontology annotation, molecular function: metal ion binding.